AUGCCCUUGGCAGGGUCUACUCACCCUGUACGAGAAGCAAGAUGGCAAGUAUUUAGAUCAGUAUCGCAAGGCGGUAACAAGAUUGUGUCAGAUACUGGCUGCAACCCAGAUGUCAAUCUGCGGUCCAAAACACAAUACAAGCAGGCUUUGGAGCUUCAACUCCCUUCUAGCUUUUUGUAUGACAUUCUCGAGGGUACCGUGCCACAUCCCUCGCACACAUACCUUCGUAUCAUAGAAAUAUGCGAAGCGGAGGAAAAAGAGUUUAUCAACAGAGAGAUUGGCGAAAGACGGACCAGGUUGGGCGCUCGGAUUGACCAGGUGACCCUUGAGGUGAAGCGUGAAGCCUUCCAGCGUAGCAAUUUAGAUAACCUCUAUCGUGAAAUUAUUAUUUGGUCCAAUGAUGAUGAGGUUCGCCGGAACUACGAGGAGAAGUUAUUGCAACGAGCUUAUGACUGGCUUCAAGUUCUUGCAGCGGGUAAAAAGAAUCCAAAGCGUGAAGAAGUACAGCGUCUUGCUCGGGAGAUGGUCAUAAUCAAGCACCCAUUUGUGCUUGCCUGGAAAAUUGUUUUGGAAUGGCAGGAUGGAGACGACCUUGCGGAGUUGGAUAUAAAUUUGCUAAACGAUUUCAUAGAGCUAUUUCCUGAAGAGGGCUUAAGCAAAGUCCUGAAGGGGUUUCUCGGAAGUGAUAUCUCACCAUUCCCUAAAGAACUCACCUCGCAGUCACCGAAAGAGAACAAUUCAAACACGGGGUCAAGUGAAGCCAACAACCUAUCUAACCCAGAGGACCGUCUGCUAUUGAUGGCGGAGGGGCUGGAGCAAAGUCCAGGUUCAAUCCUUGCGCACAGGAUUAUGGGUCAGCUUUACUUGUCUUUGGACGAGUUCCAAACUGCAGUUGAUGUUGCUCGCAAAGGUAUAGAAGUGAUUACGGAGGUGCAACGCUUAACUGGAUUGAAACUGCGCAAUGCCACUGACGCUGUGAAUACUACUCUCGCCAACUCCCUCAUCACAUACCAAUCGCCAAAAAACCAUCCUGAAGCAAAACAGAUAUUUGAAGAGAUGUUGAAUCGCAGGCCAACAUCGACUUGCUGUUUUCUCGGAAUUGGUCUGAUCUUAGAAGAAGAUCAAGACUACGCCACCGCAGUGGAUUUUCUUGAGCAAGCGAUGGAGCGAGACCCCACUAAUCUAAGAAUAAGGAGUGAACUGUUCUGGUGCAAGGCACAUAAUGGCGAACUUGAACUUGGGUUACAUGGCCUACAGGAAACUGCGAACAUGAUGAAAGCCGAUCAUACGCGAAAUCAGGACCUCAGAGCGGAGAUAUUAUACCGGAUCGGGUACUGCCAAUGGGAAUUAGAUCCUUCGUUUGUAGCUCGGAAGGAUCGCACCAGAGCUUACGCCAGCUUUCUUGGAUCUAUACAGUCGAAUAUGAACUACGCACCAGCAUAUAGCAGCCUAGGGAUAUAUUAUGAGGACUACAAAAAGGACCGGAAACGAGCACGCCGGUGCUUCCAUAAGGCUUUCGAGAUUUCCACUGCGGAAGUAGAUUCCGCCGAGCGUCUAGCUAGGGAUUUUGCAAACCAGGGAGCUUGGGAUAUUGUUGAAGCGAUAUCCAAAAGAGUGGUGGAUUCGGGAAGGGCGAAACCUGCUCCGGGCUCGAAAAGGAAAGGCUAUAGCUGGCCAUAUGUAGCUCUGGGUGUGGUAGAGAUAAGCAGACAACAAUAUACGAAAAGCAUAGUCGCGUUCCAAUCCGCGUUGCGAAUAUCCCCUGAUAAUUACCAAUCCUGGGUUGGACUGGCUGAAAGCUAUCACAAUUCCGGCCGUUAUGUAGCAGCUACCAAGGCGUUUGAACAUGCGGAGAUGUUGGAGCUCAGCCUCCCAAUAUCUGAAAGGGAACAAGUUUGGUUCGCUAAGUAUAUGUUUGCAAAUGUGAAGCGGGAACUUGGAGAAUACGAAGACGCUAUUGCGAGGUACGAAGCGGUAUUGAAUAUGAAACCAGAUGAGUUUGGGGUCAAAAUCGCCCUUCUGCAAACCCUGAAUGAAAAUGCAUGGAAGUGUGUCACAUCAGGUUUGUUUGGAGAAGCCGCUGAAUGCGCAAGGAAGGCCAUCGAAACAGGAAUAUCCAUCGCACAGCUUCAUCCCGAUUUGUUCAACCUGUGGAAAUCAAUCGCGGAUGCCUUUUCCAUCUUCUCCUGGAUUCGGGGAAAGGCAUCCCUUAUGCCUAUCACUGAAUAUAAAGGUUUUAUUGAGAGUCAAGCUGAUAUGGCAUCGUUUGAGAUUCUUGCAGACGAAGAUGGUGUGAGGACGGAUUUUGUAUCACUGCUCACUAAGUCGGAUUCUGAAGACGUUUUAUCACCAAACAUAUGCAUGCACGCUGCAAUUCUUGCUCAAAAACGUGCCGUAUCCAUAUCCGCUACUGACAAACAUGCCCAAGCAAUAGCAUGGUAUAACCUUGGAUGGGCAGAAUAUCGUGCAUAUAUUUGCUUGCAAGCAAUGAGGUGUUUUAAACGAGCAAUCGAGCUCGAAGCUGGCAACUCUGAAUUCUGGAAUGCGCUGGGAGUAGUUACAACAUCCUUAAGCCCCAAAGUCGCACAACAUUCGAUUGUGCGAAGCCUACAUCUAAACCAAAGAAGCCCUCAGGCCUGGACAAAUUUAGGUGCAUUGUACCUUGUUCACAACGACUAUGAGCUUGCAAAUGAGGCAUUUACCAGGGCCCAGUCAACGGAUCCGGAUUUUGCUCACGCUUGGCUUGGACAGGGUCUCCUUGCGUUGCUUUUUGGAGACACAAGGGAAGCCAGAGAACUUUUCAAACACUCUUUUGAACUGGGCAAUUCAGCGUUAACGUUCCCGAAAAAGCAGUAUGCAGUUUCCGUCUUCGACCAUCUUAUGUCCGACACCAUGAUGCAUGUUGAUAUUCAACAGCUCAUUCAUCCCCUUUUUGCCCUCCACCAACUCCAGACCCAAUCACCUUUCGACCUUCCAUUACAACAUCUUUCAGCUCUCCUGGCUGAAAGGAUUGGGAGUUUUACAGAUGCUACUUCUAAUCUAAAAAAUGUGUGUUUUGGUAUGGAAUUCGAAUACGAAAAGUCAGAGGCGAUGUCGUCAUUAUCUCGGUUUGCCCAGGCAAAAUCGGAUGCCGCACGAGUACACCUAGCUCAGAUGGACUAUGACGCUGCAGUUGACAGCGCAGAAACUGCUCUAAGUUUAUCAUCCGAGAAUGCACCAGAAGAGUUUGAUCCCCUAGUCAAUCAGAAAAUACGGCUUUCAUCACAUCUGACGGCAGGACUGGCCUACUUUUACCUCAAGGAUAUGGACAGGGCAAUCGACAUGUUCCGUGAUGCCCUGCAAGAAGCUGAUAGCUCACCAGAUGUGGUAUGCUUACUGGCUCAAGUUUUAUGGGCCAAAGGCGGAGAAGAGGAAAGAGAAGCGGCUCGGGUUCAGUUGUUGGACUGCAUUGAAAAGCAUCCUACGCAUGUUGGGGCCGUAACACUUUUGGGUGUCAUAGCCCUGUUGGAUGCUGAUGAGGAUUCAACUGAAGCAGUCGAGUCCGACUUGCAAGAAAUGCGAACAAGUGACGAUGUUAGCAUCCACGAUCGCGCUAAGGUCACAAAGCUUCUAUCAAGUAUUGCCACGCUUGUGCUUGCGAAAAACCCCGAAGUACCGAAAGAGUUAAGACAGCGUCAAGAAGCUAUCACGUCCAUAAUGCUAGCCCCAUAUCAGCCACAAGGAUGGGCUGCACUGUCAACAGCAUCAUCACUUUACCCGGCUGAAAUGGCAUUACAAACGGCAUUGCGAAAUAUCCCCCCUAACGGGACGCUUGAAUCAGAAAAGCUGUGUCAGUACUAUACUCUAACUGGCCGUCGAGAUGUAGCGGUUAGGGCGAUAAUGAUAGCGCCUUGGGUAUCGGAUGGUUGGAAAGAACUUUCGCACUGUAUAUCAGUAGAGUGA
Messenger RNA from Histoplasma mississippiense, 3942 nucleotides. RefSeq lists its product as hypothetical. Lineage: Eukaryota; Fungi; Ascomycota; Eurotiomycetes; Onygenales; Ajellomycetaceae. Gene Ontology annotation, molecular function: protein binding. Gene Ontology annotation, cellular component: Ski complex. The record is from RefSeq and is a predicted model, not a curated record. Bases 1 to 3942 code for a protein of 1313 amino acids. The transcript is spliced from 5 exons.